This is a messenger RNA of Hypomesus transpacificus, 3976 nucleotides long. RefSeq names its product steroid sulfatase (microsomal), isozyme S (gene sts). The transcript is spliced from 13 exons. Lineage: Eukaryota; Metazoa; Chordata; Actinopteri; Osmeriformes; Osmeridae. Gene Ontology annotation, molecular function: arylsulfatase activity. Bases 99 to 1862 code for a protein of 587 amino acids. The record is from RefSeq and is a predicted model, not a curated record.
CCAACCGACAAGCUGAAAUUGAAUGAAGUUCCAAUUUUAGCUGUCAAGUUGAGUAGGCCUACAUUCGUUUUACGGGAUAUUACUGGGUUCCCCUGAAAAUGAAGACUACAUGGAUCCCCUGCUGCCUGAGUCUAUUGUUCUUCAAGGCAGGCAGUGCUUCACCUUUGGAAAAAAGGCCCAAUUUUGUUUUGAUGAUGGUUGAUGAUCUGGGUAUAGGAGACUUAGGGUGCUAUGGCAACACUACCCUGAGGACCCCCAACAUUGACAAGCUGGCUCAGGAGGGAGUGAAGUUGACACAGCACAUUGCCGCAGCACCUCUGUGUACACCCAGCAGGGCGGCUUUCCUCACAGGGCGAUACCCAAUAAGAUCAGGCAUGGUGGGACAAGGCAGGCUAGGAGUAUAUGUGAUCUCCGCAGCAUCCGGGGGCCUUCCUAAUCAAGAGGUCACGUUUGCCAAGAUUGCCAAACAGCAAGGUUAUAAGACUGCACUGAUAGGAAAAUGGCACCUGGGGCUUAACUGUGAGUGGAGCAAUGAUCACUGUCACCACCCCAGCGUUCACGGAUUUGACCACUUCUACGGCAUCACCAUGACCAACCUGCGUGACUGCCAGACGGGUCACGGCACAGUGUUCGUAAACGUCCUGGCACACAUCCCCUACAGGGCCCUGGGGGUGGGGGUGGCCACCGUGGCCUUGCUGCACGUCAGGGGCGUGGUCCCCAUCACAAGGAGGCUGGCCCUGUGCCUGGCAGCUCUUGUGGGCGUGGCUGCAGCAUCCUUUACUAUGUUUGUCCUCACGUUUCCCAGCUUGAACUGUUUCCUCAUGAGGAACCAAGACAUUGUUGAACAGCCUUAUGUCUCUGAGAACCUGACUCAAAGAAUGACACGCGAGGCUGUGGAGUUUCUUGAAAGAAACUCAGAGAGACCAUUCCUGCUCUUCCUGUCCUUCAUUCAAGUGCACACUGCUCUGUUUGCCUCGCCCGGCUUUCAAGGCACCAGCCAGCACGGUCUCUAUGGUGACGCUGUCCAUGAGGUUGACUGGAGUGUAGGUCAGAUCAUGCAGACCCUGAACAGGUUGAGUCUGAGUGAAAACACACUGCUCUACCUGACCUCAGACCAGGGGGCCCACCUGGAAGAGAUCUCUGUCAGGGGGGAAGUGCACCGGGGCUGGAAUGGCAUCUACAAAGCAGGGAAAUCCACCAAUUGGGAGGGAGGUAUUAGAGUCCCAGGUGUGCUGCGUUGGAGCGGUACGUUACCCGCCGGGAAGCUGAUCGACGAGCCGACCAGCAACAUGGAUAUUUUUCCCACUGUGGUGAAGCUAGCUGGAGCGAGCACACCAGGGGAUAGAAUAAUAGAUGGUCACGACCUCCUUCCCUUGCUGCAGGGGAGAGUCAAAAGGUCAAGCCAUGAGUUUCUCUUCCAUUACUGUAAUGCCUACCUGAAUGCUGUGAGGUGGUGCCCUCCUGACAGCCAUUCAGUCUGGAAGGCUUUCUUCUUCACUCCUAAUUUCUACCCCGAAAACGGGACCGGCUGCUUCCACACACACGCCUGCUUCUGCACUCCAGAGUACGUGACGUACCACGACCCCCCCUUGCUCUUUGACCUGUCCAGGGACCCUUCAGAGACCACGCCCCUGACGGCAGACUCUGAGCCCGCCUUCCACGCCGUGCUGGAGGAGAUCCGGGUGGCGGUGGAGCGCCACACGGGCUCCGUGGUGCCCGUCCUCUCCCAGAUGACCCCAGGGAAGCUGGUGUGGAAACCCUGGCUCCAGCCCUGCUGCUCCUCCCUGGCCCAGCUCUGCAGGUGUGAGAGGGACAGUCAGCGCAGCAUAUCGACCCCUCCACAGGAGCAGCCCACCAGUUAACACGUCUACUGGUCGGUGGGUUGGGGGGGGCGGAAAAGGCAUUUCAUGUCGCACUUUUCCUCUUUGACCUUGUGGAAGAACUAUUUUGCCAGGCUUUCACUGGUGCAGUAAAGUGUGUUGCAGCCAAAUUGACUCUUUAUCGCUCUGGAUAAAAGCGUCUGCUAAAUGACUAAAUGUUAUUGGUUAUUUUCAGCCUGCCAGGAAACCGUCAUAUCAAAUAUGUGUUUAUAUUUGUAAAAUUGUGAAAAAUAAUAAUUCUAAAACAAAUGGUAUGUUUGAACCUUAUGCUGUGACUGAGGGGAAUAUCUACCCUUGAUCAAAACGAUUCUAAGGACAAUGUGGCAGCCUAUAUGUUAAGGUUUAAUCUCAAAUAUGGACAGCAUUGCUACCACUAUCCACCAACAUUUUGAUUCAUGUAGCACUCUAUAUGCUACUCACGAUUUCUUGGCUCCUGCUAUUGAUUCAUCCUAUCAUAACCACUAUUACUAACCAUAUUACAGUAGUAAUGAGGUAUGAUUGAUAUCCGCAGAUCAUGUACAAAUCAAAUUUGCAACAGCAAGGUGCGCCACAGCCGGGCUGUAAUCGUGGUGGCUGAUCAGUAUUGGACUUGCAGCUGGGUUGGCGCUGAUAGAAGCCAGCUGUUUAUCUCGUCUCUGACCCGGCUUUGGCUGCUGGUCCGUCACAAACAGCCGGACACCAGAGGAACGCGGCCCAAAGCAUUACAAACCUACAUGUGUGCCCCCGAGAUAUCCAGCCGGCAAACACAGAGCCGUGUCGGUCAGUUUGAGGUUUUGCAACUCUUACUUCUGGAGAGCCGUGCAGUAUACUCACCCCCAAAAACAGAGAAAUCCAUCGAUGUAGACUUCAUCAAUCAGUGUAUCAGUGUUAAUUUGCAAAACAAAACCAAAAUCUGUGUUUAAUUGUGUGCAGAUGUGUUUUUCUAGUGUUAGAGUCAGCUGGAGGAUAAUUACCAGAACAAAUUAUAAGGGAAGUUAGGAUGUUUUCAAAAAGACGCACUGAUGUUUAGAGUUGUAUAGACUGAAUGUUCCCCGGAGAGGAGCCGAAACAAUGAAAAACCUUGAGACAGGAAAUCUCUGCCCCCAGGGGUAAAGUAUACAAUAGGAGUGGGCUAAAAUGAGCCUCAUUAUUAGAAACUGUGGAUAAGCUUCAUAUCAGGAGGCUACAACCUGAGUAAUACCAAUUGGAAGAUUAUGGUACUGUAAAGGUUCAGGUUAUUUUUUAAGUAGUGGGUUAGAAAAACGCAGACUAUUACUUCCAUUUGUGUCUGCAUGCAUGCAGAAAAGGGGGAUGACCUUUGGACUGGUUUGGUUUCUGUCUACAUGAGUUCCUGUAGUAACGAUGUAUGUCAGAGGGCAGACAUCCUCACACAGGAAAUAUACUUUUGUGUAUAAUUUGUGUCAGACAAUAAAUCUGGUGUUUCACUGGUAUCGGUCCACACACUUAUGAAUCAGAAGUGAGAUCUACAUCUUAAGUAUGCCUUCUCUCAUGUCAUCAGUUGGGUGUGUAGUUGCGCUUCUCUCCAUCAUUAUUGGCUCAAUUGGAUCCCAGAUUUCCGUAAAGCAGUAUCCUCAGAAGAUCCGGACUGUCCCUGGGGGAAAUGUAGCUCUUGUGUGCGAGUUCAACUACCAGAAAAAUGAUCCAAAUACAGUGCACGUCUCAUGGCACCGGAGGAAGUCAAAUGGCUCCUCGGGUACAGAGAAACUCGUGCAGAGUUCAAACAUCCAUUUCUAUGGUAACACUUCAAAGGGGUACUCCAUCCUUGUCCUGGAGGACCUCCAGUUCCAUGACGGCGUUAUGUACUUGUGUGAAGUGCUAGUGAUUUUCCCACCGCCAGAACGAGCCCGGGGAAAUGGAACUCUGUUGGAAAUUGAUGUGUCAAGUCACCAGAACUACACAGAACAACCGGUGGCUACACAACACUCAAUCAACUGGUGGAACAUCUGUGUUGCUGCUUUAUUGGGUAGCUGUAGUAUAGCUCUAAUGGCUUCUAUAACUAUUCUAGUUGGAAAAUGCAAAACCAGCAAAAAGAGGUUUAGCGUUGCCUCAGGUGAUGCUGCCCCUCAGGAAUAUGAAGAUAUGAACACGUUGAGAGG